AUGCAAACGGCUGGAAGAUCGUGGGCAGAUAUUGUUGGUUCGCAGAAUUUAAGUCAAGGUGCUGUACCAUUACCACAUGCUCGGUUUGGAGCUAGGGUUGCUAGACCCAACUCUGUUGUGUUGCAUACCCAAGCGUUUAAGGAUUUUACAGUGCGUGAGGUCAUGGAUGCCGUUUUAAAACGUGUGAGACAAAAUACAAUUAAAUGUGUGCAACAAUUUCCGGGACCUCGGUAUCGUUGACUUUUCGCUCGUUGGAAUAUAAACAAUUCUUUUUAGAUCAUGAGCCGUUUCAUUGCUCAAGAGCUUGAUAUGCCCACGUUACUGGUUAAUGUUUUGUAUGCCCCUAAUGAAAUUUCUAAUCAAACGAUAACUGCAACGUUGCCGAAGUAUGGCAAAAUAGUGAAGGUGGAUCGGGAAAUGUAUCGUGAUUGGCUUAAUGUCUAAACUGAAGGGAUUCCCCGUCGUCUCUUUAUUGGCCCUUAUCCGAUAUAAACUAGUUAUCGUGGGCAAGUGCCUUUAAGUGGCAGAUGUGGCCAAUAUGGACAUCGUGUUGCUACAUGUUCGAAUGAUAUAAAGUGUUUCAUGUGUGGUCAAAAUGGUCACAUACAACAUCAAUGUUUCAAGUGUUUUUUAUGUGGCCAGUUUGGGCAUGUCAGGGCAAAUUGUCUAGAAAAUCGACGUAAAGUGUCCAUUGACAUAGAUGAUGAAACGUCGGAAAGUAAUUUGAGUAACGAUAUCGGUCGUGAUGAAGACGGUAGCGAAGUCUCCCGGUCGAGUGAUGAAGAUAUGGACCCUGUGGAAUCGACAUGUUGUAAGGAUCCAGGUGGCAUCAGAGAUGAAGUUAUGAACGGGAUAUACAAUGAUGCCAGCCAACAUCACCCAACGGAACGAGGAUCUGUCCAAACAGUCGAGAACAACAAAAGAAAAGCAGAAGAGGACGUUUCCAUACCUGACGAAGAUGUUAAGGUUCCUAAAGACUCCACUGACUAA
Messenger RNA from Paramuricea clavata, 990 nucleotides. Lineage: Eukaryota; Metazoa; Cnidaria; Anthozoa; Malacalcyonacea; Plexauridae. The record is from the annotation of a GenBank genome assembly.